This is a messenger RNA of Fusarium verticillioides 7600, 3069 nucleotides long. RefSeq lists its product as hypothetical. Lineage: Eukaryota; Fungi; Ascomycota; Sordariomycetes; Hypocreales; Nectriaceae. The transcript has 4 exons. The coding region runs from base 1 to 3069 and encodes 1022 amino acids. Gene Ontology annotation, molecular function: 5'-3' DNA helicase activity. The record is from RefSeq and is a predicted model, not a curated record.
AUGGCAACGCCUCAUCGCAAACAGCUCCCGUGCGAUCUCAUCAUUCGGGAUGCGGAUGAGGCUACCUUGAGACUUAUCUCGGCAUCUCCCGACUUUAUCAUUAAUCUCAACAACAAAGGACUGCGCUUGUCUUUCCUCCGAGACCCAAACCGCGAAACCUUCAGCUGGUACAGCGCGGAUCUCACCAUGACUGAGUCGGCGCUGCAUCACAUCACAAUCGAGUUCCCACCGCGUGGUUUCACCCUCACUUUCCACGACCUCACAUCCGACGAAAAGUCCGCCCUCAGCAACCACCUCCCUGAGGACGCAAGCGGAUACAAGAUCAUCGACAUAAACUGCAAAGCAAGCACCACAGUCACUGGCUUUGGCCUCCCAUUUCAUGGAGCAAACGAGGCUGUCGACAACUGGGUCAACAAACACGCUCCGAUCGCCGGAGUCACCUCUUUACCAGAUAUUCUCCAGAGACAAACUUUCACCCUCCUCAUUGAAGCCACCAGCGUUGAGAUCACGCGCGCCGCCAGCACCAUCAAUUCCCAACUCAUCCCCCGCGACUAUGGAUAUGGCGAGCAGCACUGGUGGGACAUGGACCGAUACAGCAAACAGAUCCCUGCCAAUAGAGGCAAGGCCUUUCCCCCAACCGUCCACUUCAAGAAUGAGAAUGAGCGCGACACUGCCCUUACGCAGACUCACGUUCAGGAUGUCGGCACAGAUCCAAUCAAAGACACCGUCAAUUUUGUGUGUCUCUUGGAACCAAAGGGCAUAUUUGAGCCUGAGCAUUGGCGCGCCGCCCAUCGCGCUCUUCGGGGAGAUCUGAACAAAGUCAGGAUCAGGUUCACCUUGAAGGAGCGCGACGAGAAGAAGCGCAAGAAUGGGUUAGUCGUCUGGGAAGCAGUUCCUUUGACUUUCGCGACCUGUGAUGAGUUGAACGGCGUUGAAAUUCGCAAUCGUAUCGCCCUUGGCCUCACUCGGCCAUCCGCAGGCCCGGGUCACGACUUUAUACCCAUCGCGUAUGACGACUAUGAGACAGCGAAAGAAUCUCGACGAGAAAAUCUACAGGUUCGCCUGGAGUCUGGCCUUCAUGGCGACACCCAGCGUGUCAACGGCAUCUUCAGUCUCAGCAACGGACCGGUCUUCCCCACUGUCAUGAAGAAUGAUCAUCUCGCUAUUCUCAAGAGACUUGUAUUCAACCAAAUCUUGAUCGGGAAAGGCCUUUGGGAACUUGAAAAGGAUGGAGUGAAGACAACCAUACCUCCUUUCGAUCUCCUCCGCGAUGUGCCCCCGAAUAUUCGCGACGCAUGCCUCGAGAACGUCUUUGAAGAUGAUAGAGAACGAGUUCAGAAGUACUUUAGCAAACUUCAUCUUGGCCUCGGGUUAGUCUCGGGUCCUCCCGGUACCGGAAAAUCUCAUCUCGCUUCAGCCAUCGUGGUUCUCAUGUGUCACAAUCACUCCCUUCGCCAAGUCUAUGUCAGUGCGGCUUCCAACGGCGCCACAGACAAUAUCCUCGAACGAAUCCAAGAUAUCGCCACCAAGACGACCACCAAUCUCAUCGACCGUGGUGUCGACGUCAACCAUCUGAUGUUGGUUCGUGGGUAUAGCCUCAAUACAGAGACCGAAAAUUGCAACAAAGUCUUGUUCGGGAAGCCUCUCCCGGAACACGGUACCUGGAACCCGUCGCCGUGGAAGUUUGAGCACUCGCUUUGCUGGUGGACCUUGCGGGUUUUGGGUUCAACCGCCGUACCCCCUAUGACCCUGAACGACAACGCCGAACUGUUGGACCUUCACGAGAGACUCAGCGCACUCACCUCCGAUUCCGCAUCUGAUGCGAGCCUUUCCAAGUUCCGCUCCUUGGUAAAGCUUGCUCAGGGAGUUACCUCCGUUGCUCAGUACCAGGGCAAAGAGAAGCAAGACAACCAUGCGAAACUUGUUCGCCAGCUCAUGCAACUUGUUCUCGGAUGUGCCAAUGUUGUCGCUACCACACCUGUGGUAUCAGCCUGUUGGAUCUACAAUGCCUUCAACAACCAAGCCAAGGCUGUUGUUUUUGAUGAAGCAGCCACGCUCUUUUGUUCAGAUGGCCUACUGGUGUAUGGCAAUACGCCUCGGCCCAUGAUUGCCAUCGGCGACCCCAUGCAACUCGCCCCAGUGCUGUCUACCGCGUUCGAGUUGCUGCAAAUCCGCCGUAAAAAGCGUUCGUGGGAAACUUGGAGUGACCACCACGCGAUUCGGGGCUGGCCCACCAAUCGAUUCGCAGGAUUCGGACAAAUCUCUUGGCUUUCAUGGUUCAUCCACCUCGGCUGGCCAGUCUUUCAUCUCUACACCCAGCAUCGCAUGGCGGAAGAUCUCUUCGACCUUUCAUUGGACACCGUGUACACCAGUCUCAAACCGCAUUUCAAGUACAGCCCUAUGUGUGGCAUCACAAACUUCCCCAUCGGUGUUGAUGUGGAGGAGUACCUUGAGCAGAAGUACAAGAUCCCCGCCCCUGCCGCCAACACCCUUGCGCCCGUCUUCUUUGAUUGUCGGAACUGCCCAAUCCGGAAAUAUCCCGACAGUGAGUCCCGCCUCAAUCCCCGACAGGCGGACCUCAUCGCAGACCUUCUUGUCGACAUGAUCCGGGAGCUGAAGCUAUCUCCAGCCGAUAUCGCCGUCCUCACACCGUACCGGGCAAACUUUCGAAGUAUCGGGAAACGAUUCAAGAAGGAACCUGAGCUACAAGGCGUUGCUUGUUCGACUUUCGACACGUUCCAAGGCCGUGAGGCCCAGAUCGUGGUCCUUGCUCUAUGCGUGACCAGGAAAAGCGGCCCAUUGUUUGUGGGCAACCCCCGGAGUCUCAACGUUGCUCUGACCCGACAGAGGUCAAGCCUGCUCAUCUUUGGCGAUAUGGGGGUGCUUGACUUUAAAACGAAAGAAACUUCCACCGACUUUAUCGGCUCGGAUUCCGGACAGAGGUUUAAUGUCCGAAUGUUUGACGAUGUACUCAAAACUCUUCGCCGCAGCCGACGAGUCGUUCAGCUUGAGGGGAAACGUGGGAUUGAUCACGAUGGGUAUUGGGAGGGUAUGGAGAGGAAGAAGUGA